Messenger RNA from Thalassophryne amazonica, 6294 nucleotides. Its product is annotated as probable G-protein coupled receptor 179. The record is from RefSeq and is a predicted model, not a curated record. The transcript is spliced from 12 exons. Gene Ontology annotation, cellular component: membrane. Gene Ontology annotation, biological process: G protein-coupled receptor signaling pathway. Bases 96 to 5981 code for a protein of 1961 amino acids. Gene Ontology annotation, molecular function: G protein-coupled receptor activity. Lineage: Eukaryota; Metazoa; Chordata; Actinopteri; Batrachoidiformes; Batrachoididae.
AACUGUAAAGGGGUGGAGAGCCAAAAAAAAAAAAGUGACAGCAUUGUUAGUUGAAGUCAUUCCAUCUCGUCAUUGUUGUCUCCAGUGAAUCCAGGAUGGGUCCUGUUGGGUUUCUUCUUCUGCUUGUCCCGUCUGUCCUCAGAGCACAGGUGAACACAGAAUUCUCAUCAGGAGUCAUGGUAGAGAUGGACAACAGCACUGACUCCUUAACAAACAGCACUAGAACCUCAGGAAUGCCCAGCGUUCCAUCCAACCCCUCUAAGACUUCUGGGUUUGUAGUGACACCUUCAGAAGAGGACGACUGGUCAACAGCAGAGACCUUCCUUUACAGCGGAGAUCCCUCUGAUGUGGAAGGGGCCCGGUGCUCUCGGCCAUACAGUCCACCAGGGAAACAUGGACCUCUUCCUAAGACUUUUAGUGACCCACUCCGCCCAGCUCUGGAUGCACUGGCCAACACCGCCAACUUCCUCAACAUGAUCUUCCAGGCUAGUGACUUGCGAGAAAGCACCGUGCAGGAAGACAUGGAGUGGUACCAUGCACUGGUCCGGGCCCUCUUGGAGGCCGACAUACUCAUCCAGCGGGCCCUACUCACCUUUGACGCUGAUCCAACUGCCCCAGUGCCACAACUGGUGCUUUGUGCAACCCGGAACCUGACGGCUAAGGUUCAGACAGUGGUGCUUCAGGAUUUAUCCAAAGCCUGGGAGAGUCUCCAUCCUCCAAUUCCAGCUCCAGAUGAUAGCUGGUUCAGCAGCUUCAAAUUCCCUCCAUCUAACCAGCCACCAGCCGUCCUGUCCAAGAGGGUAUUGCUCAAUGACUUAAGCACCUUGGAAACACCGAAGUGGGCACAUGGAGAUGGGUACGUGACCAAUCGUAGUGGGGUUCGCUGGGCCAGUGCCCCUUUUCUGGACUGUAAGGACACACGCUUUGUGCCAGGAUGGCAGCUCACUUUGUCCACGUCAUUCUACGGCCUCAAACCAGAUCUGACACCAGAAUUCAGGGGUGUGAUCCGUGUGGACGUCAGGAUCCAGGAUAUCGACGUGAACCAGUGUGCAGCAGGAGACAGCUGGUUUGCCGACACUCAUCAGUGCAACCGCACCUCCAUGGAGUGUGUACCAAUUCCGGGUCGUGGCUUUCGACUGGGUCAAUACUGUUGCCACUGCAAACAAGGCUACUACAACCCGGGCAUGGCCGCUCAGGAUUAUGAUGGCGACUCGGUGAAUGCAAGUGAUGGCGACAGAACGUGUUUUCCCAUCAUGCCCGUGUGUCUGCCGUGCUGGCCGGGCUGUGCCAGCUGUCAGGAUGCCACGCCCUGCUCAGUCCAGGAGGACUGGUUCCUGAGGAGCAGCGUGCUCACCGUCCAGGGCAUCUUCAUGCUUCUCACCUUUGUCAGCAUGCUGGCGGCCUACUGCCACCGCCAAAACCGCAGGAUCCGAGCGUCGGGACUCAUGCUGCUGGAGACCAUCCUGUUCGGAUCCCUGCUCCUGUAUUUCCCGGUCUUCAUCAUGUACUUCAAACCCAGCACCUUCAGGUGUAUCCUGCUGCGCUGGGUGCGAAUGCUGGGCUUCUUCAUCGUUUACGGCACCAUCACACUGAAGAUGUACCGGGUUCUGAAGGUGUUCCUUUCCCGCACGGCACAGAGAGCGCCCUACAUGUCCAGCCUCCACUUGCUGAGGAUUCUGGGAGUGAUGCUGUUGACAGUCAGCUGGUUCCUGUGCGCAUGGACCGUGGCCGUCCUGCAGAACCGAGACCGGAACAUCCCAAUAUUCAUCACGUCCACCACGACGGACGGCCAGGGGUUCAACGCCUGUUACCUGGACCGCUGGGACUACAUGAUGGCUGUGGCUGAGCUUCUGUUCCUGUGCUGGGGCAGCUCUCUCUGGACCGCCGUCAGACCCGUCCCGUCGGCAUUCCAUGAGCCUCGUUACAUGGGCAUCGCCAUCCACAACGAACUCCUCCUCUCCUUAAUGUUCCAUCUACUCCGGUUCACGUUCCCUCAUCUCCAUCCUGAUUGGAUGUUGCUGCUGUCCUUCAUACACACCCACCUGACCAUCACCAUGACGCUGGCCCUGAUCUUCAUCCCCAAGUUCCUCUCUGUAUCUGUGCCAGUGAAAGAAACGAUUGCAGCAGAAGUGUACGAAGAUGAAGUGGACCUGCGGCGCUCUGGCUCAUGCCUCAACAGCAGUUUUCGCUCAGUUUGGAGUGACCACAGUACCGCCGCAGACGACCUUCGGGAUGAACUGAAGAAGUUAUACACCCAGUUAGAAAUCCACAAGACCAAGAAGAUGACUGCAAACAACCCUCAUCUCUCAAAGAAGCGGAGUUCUAGAUGCACAUUGGGAAGAUCACUUAUUCAACGCAUUGCUGAGAUCCCAGAAUCCAUGAGCCGGCGGUGCAGUCGUGAUGACAGAGAAGGUUCCAUGUUCAGUAGAAGAGUCAGCCAAUGUGACUCUUAUAAAGCCCCUGACACCAUUAGUAUAAGCUACAGAAGUUCAGUGAAAUCUCCUUCACCGGUGAUGCGAAAGUCGCAAAGUGAUCAUCACUACAUCAGAGAACAAGAAUCUUCUGUACGCGACUCACUGUUGAGGGCUAAUUCAGUGAAGAGAUCCUCCCAACGAUCAGAGACAGACUCCUUAGACAUCACACCAGGGGUCUGCAAGUCAGUCAGUGCUCAAAAUCUCACCAUUGACACCAAUCUCCUACAUCCUGACCACACUAGGCUUCACAAGUCCUUGAGUUUAACCUCCACUAAUGCCCAUACGAUGGAACAUAUACCCAAGGUCAACAGAGCCAACACAGUCCGGUCAAGGUCUAAGCAGAGUAUCUCCAUCAGUGACCAGAUUAUGAGCGCUCUCCAUUCAGAGUCAUUUGACAAGGCUGAAGUUUGUCCUUGGGAGGUGGCGCGAGAACAACUGGUGGAUAAGAACCAGAAGCAUGUCACCUAUGCACCUUCUCAGGAUGAUGAAUCAACAGGUCCACCAGCAAUAGCACUUAUCUGUCCUUGGGACCAUUUACCAGCAGUAGAGAGGAAACAAUCUGGAGAAAAAGGAACGGAAGCUGAAUGUGAAUCUCCCAAACUGCAAGCUCCUGUGUCUGCAAGUGCACCAGGUUCUCCAAGACCAAAGGUUACAAAAGAUCAGCGCGUCUUCUCCUUCCACAACAGCAACAAAUGGCUUUCUGUCAAAGCAAUUACUCGUAUGGCAUCUGUGGAUACAGGGAGUAAGGAUAAGUCCAAUAAGGAGAGACAUUUUAGUAAAGAGGAUUCGAUUUCACAAAAAAGUAAAGAAAGUGCUUCCACAAUGUUCAGGUCAACAACAGUUGGUAGAAAUAGAAGUAUUGAAAAGAAGACCAUACAGAAAAGAAGUUGGACCACAACAGAGGGGAAACCAUGUCUAGUAAAGCAACAAGCUAUCAGGUUGUCCUCUGGAGAUUCAUCUGACAGAAGCCCCAUAAGGCUUCGGAUUGGAAAGUCUGUCAUUUACCCAGGGGAUGUGGAAGACAUACAAAAAGACGGCACAUAUGAGAAUGUAGUUUUAUCGAGACAAAACAGCAAACGUAGUAGUAUAUGUUCUUGGGACACAUUAAGCAGCAGUUCUAGAACUCCUUCAACUCACAGAAGAGGUAGUUAUCGGAUUACACAAGACCGCAAUGUUUCUCAUACAGAUGCAGGUCCUAGGGAUGGAACUGGGUCUUUACUCAAAGCUGAAGGAUCAAAUACGCAGCAAUGCCUUGCAGCAGGCGUAUAUCUGAGGGAAUGGCAGGAGAAAGGGAACGUAAAGGAGCAAGAAACUGCUCAUGCUGGAGCGCAUCCCUUGGAAUCACAAGAUGGGAUUUCUAAACCAGCUCUGGCCAAAGAUGCACAAAUGGAACAACCUGUGAAGUUUGCAAUAGAAAUAUGUCCUUGGGAAUCAGAGGAAACGCCCCGAUCUUCAAAAACACAAGAUAAUGACUAUGCUAAUAUUUGUCCAUGGGACGUUUCCAACAAGACUGAAGCUGUAUAUGAAAACCUAACUCCUUCAGAUAAAGGAUCACUGAUGGUGCCAACGCGACAAGAAAAUAUGAAAGCUGCCCUCUAUCCCAGUGUGUCUAAAGAGAUUUCAAGCAAUAAGCAACAAAACUUUGAAAAAACAACUGCCCUCCGUUUGGCUGGUUCCAAGACCAAGGGAUCAGAAAGCUGUCCAUGGGAUUUCCCUGAUCCCCCCAACAUCACGGAAGUCAUUUGUCCUUGGGAACAGAAUGUCACUGAUGAAUCGGUGACUAAAAUGAACACAGUGUCACAGACCACCAUUAAAAUCACCAUCUGUCCCUGGGAAGCCGAAGAUAAAGACAAAUCAGAGAACUUGCCAACAACUGCCUUCCCUUUGGAAGUUGCAACAAAGACCCAGAUGAAGACCAACUUGGCCCUUCCAAAUGUCUGUCCAUGGGACAUGGUGGAAGCAGAGUCAGUCAAGUCUGAAGCCUCAAAAGGACCAGAGAACCUCCAAAAACAAAGUAAUUUGGCCAAAGAUAUUUGUCCUUGGGAGACGACCAAUGUUGCUAAACUACAAGACAUACCUGAGAGCAUUCGAGAUGAUGUUUGUCCAUGGGAAACCAAAGAACUAAAAGUUAUACCACAUAAAGAAAGGAGCAUUCGGCCAGAUGUUUGUCCGUGGGAAAAAGAGAAGCCAGUAGGUCUUCAAAAGAAAGAUAGCAUUCGCUCAUAUGUUUGUCCGUGGGACGCAGAGGAGCCACAAGGUGUCCCAAAGAAAGACAGCAUUCUGUCAGGUGUUUGUUCACAGGUGAAAGAGUCACCUAAAGCCAUUACAAAGAAACACAACACUCGCUCAGACAUUUGUCCAUGGAAUGCAGAGGAGACCAAAUGUUCAUCAAAGCGAGACAGUAUUCAGUCAGGUGUUUGUCCAUGGGAGUCAGAGGAGCCAAAAGGUGUCCAAAAGAGAGAUGGCAAUCAGUCAAGCAUUUGUUCACAGGUGAAAUAUUCUCCAAAAGUAUUCCAAAAGAAAGAUGUUUGUCCUUGGGAGUCAGAAGAUCCAAAAGAUGCCCAAGAGGGAAAGAGUAUUCGGUCAGAUGUUUGUCCUUGGGAGUCAGAAGAUCCAAAAGAUGCCCAAGAGGGAGAGAGCAUUCAGUCAGAUGUAUGUCCUUGGGAGUCAGAAGAUCCAAAAGAUGCCCAAGAGGGAGAGAGUAUUCAGUCAGAUGUAUGUCCUUGGGAGUCAGAAGGUUCCCAGAAGAAAGAUAUUAUUCGGUCAAACAUUUCUUCACAGGUGAAAGAUUCACCAAAAAUCCAAAACAAAGACAUUUGUCCUUGGGAUUCAGAAGAGCCAAACGGUGUCCAGAAGAGAGAGCGUAUUCAGUCAGACACUUGUCCUUGGGAGUCAGAAGAUCCAAAACAUGCCCAAAAGAAAGAUGGAUCCUGGGCAGAUGUUUGUCCUUGGGAUUCAGAGGAUCCAAAAAAUGUCCAGAAGAAAGAUAGCAUUCGGUCAAACAUUUCUUCACAGGUGAAAGAUUCAUCAAAAAUCCACAACAAAGACAUUUGUCCUUGGGAUUCAGAGGAGCCAAAUGGUGUCCAAAAUAAAGAUGGUAUUUGUCAACAACCAGAUGUCCAAAUUUGGGAGACCCAAGAGCCAGGAGUCAUCAAAAACCAAGACCACACUGACAGAGAGAAUCCACAAAAAUCAGCUGAAAUAAUGGUUGAUAUGAGCAGCACUGAUCAAAAGGGCGUCACUGAGAAUCAGGAAUCGGUGAACGUUGGAGCAGCUGCAGCAGAUAUCAGCACACAACUGUGUGUUGAUGGCGAUUUUAAAUCAAAUGUCACCCUGAGCCGGCGUGACGCUUUGUGUUCCUGGGAGAUGAUAAGGAGCAGAUCUAGUUCAUUCACGGACAAUGUCUCAGAUGUUUUCAUGUGGGAACCUGAGAACAUUCCAGAGGAAGAUGAAGACGAUGAUGCAGAAUGUGCUGCCGAGGCGCUCAUAUUCCCACCUGACUUAUGAACCACAUCUAGACUCCAUCAUCUGCUGCAGUAUAGACACUAGAGAAAAAGUGAUAGCUUGUGGAAAGAUUCACAAUCCUGCAGUCCACCAGCUGGUCAGAAUUUACCAUCAACUCUAAAACAGCUCCCCCUGCUGCUGGUCAAGAAGACAGGCCUUUGUGAUGGACAAGACAGGGCCAAUGGACAUUCAGGCUCUCCAAAACUGGUUUUGGUCACCUCAGUGAAGCUGAAUGAGUUGAACACUUGAAUCACAGAUUUAUUUAAGAAUCAGGUGGACGUCUCUUUCAGGGCAAUAAAUGACUCCUUCAGAUUUG